AACACUUCAACUUGUGCACCGCUGGUUUUAAUUUGACGAUGGGCGAUAACAAGGAAAACCAAAUGGAGAACAGUGUUACAAAUAUAAAAUUACUUCCAUGUGCUACUUCUACAGCAAUGAAAAAGAAAAAAAAUCCAGUAAAUGCACAUGAUGAUUUGGAAGACUCCUUGGGACUCUUAAAUCUAAGUAAUACAUCUAGUCUUAGCGGAUUUAAGGUUUUAGGUGAUAACAAUGACAUUGGAAGGAAUCUUGAAACACAAAGGGCCCUAGCUGAACAGUCAUUACAGAGAUUAUCUGAGAUUCCAUCAAAAUUUUUAAGGUCAAAAGAUGUUUCUGACUCGAUCAGCGAGAAUUUGGCUGGUAGUACAAUCAAUGAAAGUGACUUGUUGAACAGUUUAGACAAUUAUUCAAACCCUAGAUCAUCAAUAGCUUCACUUCCUGUUGAUAAAUAUGAAAAAAGUAUAUUAGGAAAAGCACUUUCUGAAUUGUCAUUUAAAAUAAGCAAACCACAAUAUUCAUUAGAUGACCUGAUGAAGGACUUGAAUCUCUCAAUGGCCACCAGUGAUGCUAACAGUGAAAUGUUUAGGCCAGCAGCUGAAGUAAAAUCUGAGUUGUUGGCCAAUGAAAUGUCAUGGAGGAAGAAAAAUGAGAUACCUUAUAAAGAAGAAAGCUUUACAUCAUUUGCUGUACCUCAGGAAGAAAAAUAUUCUAUGGGUGAGUUUUUUAAACAGAAAUCAAGUAGUUUUGCUGACUUGCAAGGAUGUGUUAGCCCAAAAAGAGGACAACCAGUUACACUUUUACCAGAAGAAUCGAGCAUGUUACAGAAAACAAAAAUGUCCAGUAAGAGUGUACCUCAAGAUAUAUCUGUGAAUUCUAAUAGCAAUAAAGUACUUAAAUUAGAUAAUAGAAUUGGAAAAACAUUUACUCAGGCUAAUAAAACUGAUACCAUUGAAUCAAAAACUUCAAUAUCUCAAAUAAAGGAUUUGCUGGCAAAUUCACAUACACCCACUAAGAUUAUAAAUUUACUGCUUACACCUCCAGAUCUAAUUGAUGAAUCAGAGAUGAACAUUCAAAUAAGUAAAAAUUCUUCUUACACUAGUAAUUAUUCUGAAAAUGCUGCUAUUAAUCAAAUUGUAAAUGCUACUAACAAACAGACAGUCCCGAACAAACCAUCAAGGACUGAAAUUGCUUCAAUUAAUAACUCUGAUGAGGGUGGUGUAUCGCCAAAAUUAGGCAGAUCUUCCAGUCUGUCAAGUCUUACAGAUGGUAAGCUUCCACUGGAAUCUACAACCUUUGAGUUAAUUUGGGGUUGUGUGAAGGUGGAUAAGUCUGAAACUAAGGAAUUCCUGAUCAGAAAUAAGUCAUCAAAAGUAUUAAGGAUUCAAAUACACAUUACUGGACCAAAUUUCAAAAUUAGGAAGGACAUCAUGAGUGAAUCAGAUACAUUAAGUGCUGCAAAAUUGGUGCUUCAUGGCUAUGAAUCUAGACAGAUCCUCGUCACAUUUUCACCUACAAAAAACGGUGCCGCUUUUGAGGAAUUAAGAUUUACUUCUCUUGAUUUUCCAGAGCAACAGUCAAAAAAGCAAUCUAUCAAAUUGUUUGGGUAUGGUGGAUAUAUCAAUGUGGAUGUUGUAAACAUACCAAAGGAUUUGUCUUCAAAAUAUUUAAUUAACCUGGGGACCAUAAAUAAAAAUAUUAUUGUUCAGACAUUUUUGGUUAAGAAUACUGGUAAUUUAGCAGCUUUUUGUCAUAUGCAGUAUAGAAGUAAACAUAUGACAUUGUUUUCAAAUGUAAUGAUAUCUCCAAAUUUCUUUUCUUUAAUGCCUAAUGAAUCAAAAGAGAUUACAGUGUCUUAUGAACCUUCCAUGAAUGAUCAUAAGUCCCUUCAGACUUUAAAAGGUGUGGUUCAUGAAUUAGGUAGUAUUAAAUUGCUUUUUGGUGCAGAAGUAAAUAGAGCUAGGCUAAGGAGAUUAUGUAAUAAAGCAACAGAGCUACAAAUAAAAGUGGAUCCUCAAUAUAAAAUUCUAAUUGAGAAACUUCAGGAUGAAGUUAUACCAAAUGAUGUUUCGAAGUUACGAGAUGCACUAAAUUCCAUAGAUGAUAUUGGUCAGACAUUCAAAAGUCAUGAAAUCGUCGUAAUCUUAGAACAAGAUCCUGAUCAAACAAUAAUGCCUCAAAUGCAUGAUGAAUCUGAUUUGUUCACGACUUUAUGUGCUGACAGUACUACAGAUUGCUCCACCACUAAGGAUAUUUGUAAAUUAGAACCCGAAGUUUUAAUACUUUCGCCGCCUGUGAAGACUGAAGAUACUUUGUUUUUGAUAUCAGAAAAUAAUAAAAUUCUGCAUUAUGAAGCCCAGUCUAACCCUUCAGGACUGGAAAUAUCACCUAAAAUCGGAAAAUUAUUACCUGGCGAGACUAUAAUUUUGCGUGUAAAAUAUUCUAAAUGUUUGUCUCAAAAACAGUCCUAUAAGGUUAUAAUAUAUGUAGAUAAUGCUGUUUUAGAAGCUCAAGUUAAAGUUUUUUAUAUUUCUAAGAAAUAAUAUGUGUGUUGUAUACAAUUUUUAUUACUUAAUUUUUAUUUUUUUACAUGUGUUUUAUGCAAUUAUUUUUUUAUUUAUUAUGUGUUAUAGAUAUUAAAAAACAACUCUUACAAGUA
This is a messenger RNA of Aethina tumida (small hive beetle), 2656 nucleotides long. RefSeq lists its product as uncharacterized. The transcript is spliced from 2 exons. Bases 39 to 2540 code for a protein of 833 amino acids. Gene Ontology annotation, cellular component: centriole; pericentriolar material; cytoplasm. Lineage: Eukaryota; Metazoa; Arthropoda; Insecta; Coleoptera; Nitidulidae. The record is from RefSeq and is a predicted model, not a curated record. Gene Ontology annotation, molecular function: protein kinase binding. Gene Ontology annotation, biological process: centrosome-templated microtubule nucleation; mitotic spindle assembly; centrosome duplication.